UUGGAGGGUGGGAUUCAGUCUGAAAGAGAGGAGCUGAACCAUUAUUUAGAGGGAGGCGAUUAAUUUGAGAGGGACUCGAGCGAGAUCUUUUUAGAGAGGGUUGAGGAAGAGGAGAGCAGGGAGAGAUGGCAGAGGAAAAAGGGAUCAAAGAUGAAGAGACUUUAGGAGGAGAAAUUUCCAUAGCAGAGAAAAUCUUUUUCUCUCUGGCACGGUUCCCCAUGAACAACCGUUGGUUCCCUUCGAGCUCCGCUUCCGCCCUGAAUCCAUCGAUGUCCACUGCUGGUGGAAUCUCCAUUCCUCCCCUUAAACCUCCUGACCCUCCUGACCCUUCGUCCCCCUUAACCCUCUCUCAAUUUCCCCCUUUAUCCCCUUCCUCUAACCCCAUCUUCAUCCUUAAAAAACCACUGCAAACUUCUCCCUGUUUGGAGACUGUAGUUGUUGCCCCUGCUUCCCCCACUGCUCUUUCGGGAGUCCUUACUACUGCAGAGAAAGGAUUGCCCAAAACUGUUGAGAUUUCCCCAAAAAUUUCGAUUGGUACUGUUGCAAACCCUAAAUCUGACCUCACUAAGCCGCACAAAAUCACUAUCUUGAAACCCAAAUCCUCUUCUCCUCUGGUUACUAACCCUGCUCUCACCGUUCCCAAAACCAACUCCCUGCCAAAUCCCUCCUCUAAUCCCGUCCCUCCAUCCCUAAUUGAACCUUCAUCGGACCCUGCAAAAACUUUCAAACAUUCUCUCUGUACUGAACCUUCCAUUCCUCUUCCGGAAAACUCUGUCCCUGUCUUGACUGAUACAACUACUGACCCGCCUUGUCCUGCUGUCGACACUCCGGGUAAUCAGCCUUCUUCCUUCCCUACCCUAGCAGAGAAAAUAAGGCAAAAUGAAGAUCGAUCGCUUAAGAGGCUGUCUCCAGUUACUUUCGCUGAAUCUGGAAGACCUCGAAUCAUUAUCCCUGAUGAAGUCUUCGAGCACGGUGCAAACCUUCACAAAGACUUCGUCAUUUGUUACUUUAAUGGUCGCCCUCCUCCUUUCAACCAAAUCCAGAGCGUUCUCAACCAUAUGUGGGGGAAAGGUAGAAAGAUUGAAAUCCAUCUUAACGCUCUGGCUAGGAAUAUGCUCGUGAGAAUCCCAAAUGACUUCAUUCGAGCCAAGGUCCUGGAAAAAGGCAUAUGGUAUGUUGGAGAUUCUCUGUUUCACACUGCUCAGUGGGCCUCUAAUCACUCAUCGAAAUCCCCGGAGUUGGUGUCUCUUCCGUUAUGGGUACACCUAAAGGGGAUCCCUUUAGAUCUUCGUACCCAAUGGGGUCUUAGUUUGAUCUCCGGUCUUGUUGGAGAGCCUAUAGAAACUGACGAUUUCACCAAGAAUUUGGUGAGUUUGACUCUGGCUCGUGCAAAGGUUACCGUUGAUCUCACCAAACCUCUCCCAGAUGUGGUGGAAUUUGAAAGACAGAAUGGUGAGGUGGUUGAGGUUAUGGUCGAAUUUCCUUGGCUUCUCCCGACUUGUGCCCAUUGUAAGGAGUUAGGGCAUGUCCAAAGAAACUGCCUGCAGUUGCCGGUUACUCCUCCAGCGGAUCCUGUAAAAAAGCAAGCUAAAACUUAUGUUCCAAAAGGCUCAGUCAUGGGUAAAACCAGGUCGGAUGUAAUGCCUGAUUCAAAGUCGGAUGCCCCUAUGAAAAGAACUGUUACUCAGGUCCCAUCAGCAGUUUCUCAGGCUGGCCUUCCUUCUUCUAAAGAGUUAAUCCUUGUCAUCUGUCACUGCAAGGAUUCGCCGGAUCAAAAAGCAAACUAUCGUUAUUCGCGCUUCGUCUUCUCCAAUUUCCACCCAUUGAUUCGGUUGACGCGAACGUAUGCCUGCCACACGUUCGACGAUAUUCCUGAACCAGCUUUGUUGCCUCACAAAGUAAUUGGAUUCACCAGAAAUGCUUAGAUGAUUGAAGAGCUUCCUUCUUAGAGGCCAAUGAAUGCAUCUCUUCCACUAGGACGGGAGGUGUUUUCUGGUUGAAGAGAUCAAAGCCAGUGGAUGUGAAAGCCACACAUUAGUGGUAUACCAGUUCGUUUGGUUGGUUUGGGUUCAGCACAAGAAUUCCAAGAGCUAAAGUCAGGAUACCUGUCAGUUAAAAUGGCAUUAAUUGGUCAGUUGCUGAAGCUUAUUGAUUACUUACAGAGACAUCGUCUGACAUGAGCAAAGAAGGGAGGUGUUUUUCCUGGUUGAAGAGAUCAAUGUCAAUGGAUGUGAAAGCCAAACUUUGGUCUUAUACCAGUUACUUUGGUUGGGUCGGGUUCAGGACAAGAAUCCCAAGUGCUGGUCAGGAUACCUUUGAGUUAAAAUGUUCUUGGAGAAUCUAGCAGCAUGGCGCUUUGCAGUGGUGAGUUGUCUGAUAUUACCUAUUUGGAAAUCUCGAUCAAUGACCUGAAAAGAAAGCUCGUUCUUGGAUAAUCUGGCAGCAUAGCACUUUGUAGUGGUGAGUUGUCUGAUAUUAUACUGUUUGGAAAUCUACAUCAUUGACCUUAAAGCAAAGGUAUGUUACCGUGACCGUUUGUUAUAUACUGUUGGUGAAAUAUUAGGAACUGGUCAACUGUUAGUUGAACAUGGCAGAAUUGUCAGUAACAAAAUUUAGUUGACAUUAACAAACAUACUAUCUUUAAAAAGAGAAUGGGGGCAUUCCGAGAAUCGAACUCGGGACCUCUCGCACCCAAAGCGAGAAUCAUACCACUAGACCAAAUGCCCUGUUGCUUAGCAAUUUAGUUAAUACGUUGAAGAUCACCAUA
Messenger RNA from Eutrema salsugineum, 2767 nucleotides. RefSeq lists its product as uncharacterized. The record is from RefSeq and is a predicted model, not a curated record. The coding region runs from base 126 to 1925 and encodes 599 amino acids. The transcript is spliced from 7 exons. Lineage: Eukaryota; Viridiplantae; Streptophyta; Magnoliopsida; Brassicales; Brassicaceae.